CUAAGUCUGUGUGUGAGUGAGUGAGGGUGUAGAUGUAUGUAUGUUUGUCUGCCUCCCGAGGGCUGGGCCUCCUUAUUCACAAGGUGAGUCACAUUAUGAAACACACUUUUUCUUCCUGUCAGGACUGAGUCAGGUAGAGGAGUCGAUAUAACCACCUGAUCGGGGAAAAGGAAGACACAGCAGAAACCUGAGUGCACAUCACGGAGAGGCUCCAGCCAGCCCUCCCAGCGGCUUCCCUGCUGUCCCUGCUGGGUCCAGGAGGCUUUCUUUGGGUCCAGAACACCUGGAAUCCCCCCUUCCUCCUUUGGGAUGUCUCUGCUCUGGCUGAGCUGUUUCUGCUUCUUUUUCCUCCCGCCUGCAGCCCUGAGCACGUCUAGGAGGGAAGUCUGUGAUUGUAAUGGGAAAUCCAGGCAAUGUGUCUUUGAUCAAGAGCUGCAAAGAAGAACAGGAAAAGGAUUCCGUUGUCUCAACUGUAAUGACAAUACAGCUGGUGUACACUGUGAGAGGUGCAAGGAUGGAUUUUACCGCCUGAGAGACAGAGACCGCUGCUUGCCUUGCAAUUGCAACACAAAAGGCUCUCUUAGCUCAAGGUGUGAUAACCAUGGAAGAUGCAAUUGUAAGCCAGGUGUGAUGGGAGACAGAUGUGACCAGUGCCAGCCAGGAUUCACUCUCACUGAAGCUGGAUGCAGCCGAAAUAGACAAUUAAAAGAUUCCAAAUGUGACUGCGAUCCAGCUGGAAGCACAGGAAGCUGUGAUUCAGGUCGAUGUGUCUGCAAGGCUUCGGUCACUGGAGAACGCUGUGAUAGGUGUCGGCCUGGUUACUAUCAUCUGGACAGAGACAACCCUGAAGGAUGCACUCAGUGUUUCUGCUAUGGCCACUCAGCCACCUGCAGCAGUUCUGGAGUUUACAGUGUCUACAAAAUCACUUCUACUUUCCAUCGAGAUGUCGAUGGCUGGAAGGCUAUCCACAGAAACAGAGCGCCGGCACCACUUCAGUGGUCUCAACGCCACCAUGAUAUAUUUAGUACAGCCAGGAGAUCUGACCCUAUCUAUUUUGUAGCUCCUGCCAAAUUUCUUGGAAACCAACAGGUGAGUUAUGGACAGAGUCUCUCUUUUGACUACCGUGUGGACCGAGGAGGAAGGCACCCAUCUACCCAUGAUGUGGUUCUGGAGGGAGCUGGUCUUCGUGUCUCAGCCCCUUUAAUGCCACUUGGGAAGACACUGCCAUGUGGAAUCACCAAGACAUACACGUUCAAACUGACUGAACAUCCAAGCAGUAAAUGGAAACCUCAGCUGAGUUAUUUUGAGUACCGCAGAUUAUUAAGGAAUCUGACAGCCCUCUGGAUCAGAGCUACAUAUGGAGAUUAUAGCACAGGAUACAUUGACAACGUGACCCUGAUCUCAGCUCGUCCCAUCUCUGGAAGCCCAGCACUGUGGGUUGAAAAAUGUGUGUGUCCUGCUGGGUAUAAGGGACAAUUCUGCCAAGAUUGUGCCCCUGGAUACAAAAGAGACUCUGCCAAACUUGGGCCUUUUGGAAGUUGUAUACCAUGUAACUGUCCAGGUGGAGGAGCUUGUGACCCAGAUACUGGAGAUUGUUAUUCAGGGGAUGAAAACCCAGACAUUGACUGUGCUGACUGCCCCAUUGGUUUCUAUAAUGAUCCCCAGGACCCACGCAACUGCAAGCCAUGCCCUUGUCAAAAUGGCUUCAGCUGCUCCGUGAUGCCAGAGACAGAGGAAGUUGUCUGCAAUAACUGCCCACAAGGGAUCACCGGUGCUCGCUGUGAGCUCUGUGCUGAUGGCUACUUUGGAGACCCCUUUGGUGAAAAUGGUCCUGUAAGACCCUGCCAGCCCUGUCAGUGCAACAACAAUAUUGACCCCAGUGCACCUGGAAAAUGUGAUCACUUGACAGGGGAAUGCCUGAAAUGCAUUUAUAACACAGCUGGCUUCCAUUGUGACCAAUGCAAAGAGGGCUACUUUGGGAAUCCUCUGGCUACUAAUCCAGCGGACAAGUGUCGGGCUUGCAACUGCAACUCAGUGGGAUCUGAGCCCCAAAGGUGUCGAAGUGAUGGGAGCUGCAUCUGUAAGCCGGGAUUUGGGGGUGUCAGUUGUGACCAAUCAGCAUUAACCAGCUGUCCAACUUGCUAUAACCAAGUGAAGAUUCAGCUGGACCAGUUCUUGCAGCAGCUGCAGAGCUUGGAGGCUCUAGUUUUGAAGAUACAGGCUGGUGGUGGGUCCCUACCCAAUGCAGAACUAGAAGGCAGGUUGAAGGAAGCGGAGGGGACCCUUCAGGACAUUCUGCGAGAAGCUCAGAUCUCUGAAGGCUCCAGUAGGUCCCUGAAGCUCCGCCUGGACAAGGCAAGGGCCCAAGAGACCAAUUACCAAUCACGACUGGAUGAACUCAAAAUGAUGGCGAACAGAAUGCUGGCCUUGGGGAAUCAGUAUCAAAGCCAAGUCCAGGAUACCCGGAGACUGAUUGCCAAGAUGAGAUUGAGUUUGGAGGAAAGCAAAACCUCCCUAAGCAAUACUAAUAUUCCACCUUCAGACCAGUAUGAAGGACCAAACAGCUUUAAAACACUAGCCCAAGAAGCCUGGAGUUUAGCAGACAGUCAUGUAAAGUCAGCUAAUGAUAUGGAACGACUGGCUGGGGAAACCAGGGAUUAUUCUGACCAAGCCUUGGAACUGGUUCGCAAAGCUGUGACUGAAGGAGUGGGAAGCAGCAAUGUGGAUAGCUCUGUGGUACAGGGGCUUAUGGGAAAAUUUGAAGAAGCUAAAUCCCUGGCCCAGCAGUUGCAGAGGGAGGCCGGUCAAACUGACACUGAAGCAGAGAGAUCCUACCAGCAGAGCCUGCGCCUCCUGAACUCCAUGCCUCAACACCCCCAGAUCGCUAACCAGGCUUUCCAGAUGGAAACAAAGAGAAUCAGACAGGAAGCUGACUCUCUGUCAAGUCUGGUAACAAGGCAUAUAACCGAAUACAAGCGUUUGCAAGAUCACCUGGGAAACUGGGAGAAAGAAACAGAGCAGCUUUUGCAGGAUGGAGAGAAGGAGAGACAGAAAUCGGAUCAGCUGCUUUCCCGUGCCAAUCUUGCUAAGAGCAGAGCCCAGGAGGCCCUGAGCAUGGGCAAUGCAACUUUUUAUGAAGUUGAGAGCAUUUUAAAAAACCUCAGGGAAUUUGAUCUACAGGUCGGGGAUCGGAAAACAGAAGCAGAAAAUGCUAUGAGGAGACUCCCCUUUAUCAGUCAGCUGGUUGCAGAGGCCGAUGACAAAACAGGACAGGCAGAGAGGGCCCUGGGCAGCGCUGCUGCAGAUGCCAGGCGGGCAAAGAGCAUGGCAGGAGAGGCGCUAGAGAUCGCUGAUAAUAUUGAGCAGGAGAUAGGGAGAUUGAACUUAGACGCGAACACAACAGCAGAUGCAGCCUUGGCACUUGAGAAGGGAAUGGCCACUCUGAGCAGCGGGAUCCGGGAUGUGGAAGGAGAGCUUGGAAGGAAGGAGCUGGAGUUUGGUCAGGAUGGGGAUGCUGUGCAGAGGGUGAUUCAGGAAGCCCAAGGGGCUAAUACCAGAGCCCAAAAUGCAGGGUUUGCCAUCCAAGAUACACUAAAUGCCUUGGACAGCAUCCUGAGUCUAAUAGAUCAGCCCGGCGGUGUGGAUGAAGAAGGCUUACUCUUGCUAGAACAGAACUUCAGCAGAGCCAGAAAUCAGAUCAACAGCCAGCUUCGGCCCCAGAUGCUGGAACUGGAGGACAGAGUUCGGAAGCAGCAAGGCCAUCUUCGGUCUUUGGAGGCAAACAUCGACGGGAUCCUGGCCGAUGUCAAGAACUUGGAGGACAUCCGCAACAACCUGCCUCCGGGCUGCUACAACACACAGGCUCUCGAGCAGCAGUGAAGCCGUCCCAGAGAUUCCUCCUCCGCGUUUCUCAGGUCGCAGAUCCCGGAGUCCGGGGCUCAGCACUGGUCCGGGGGUGGGGGGGAGGUACAAUUGGACUUAACUGAACUGACCCUGAUCUCAGCGCUGUGACUGGAGCCGGCCAGAGGUCUGGCUGGAUGUGUGAUGUUGGAUAUGAAUCAUGUUAGGUAAUGAAUCAAACGGCAUUACAGCACGAGACUGAUGGAGCAGCCGGGACCCCAGGAUAGGGAGAGGAUUAGCGGUGCAAUGGCCAUAUCAAAGGGGCAAAGCCAUGAUUAACAGGCACAUUGGGCUUUACCUAAGGACCAAAAAAAUGGAGAGAGAAGAGAGCCCAGUUCCCGAUGAUUACCAUUCUUGCAUCUUGCUCUGGCCCAUCCAGUCCCAUCCCCAGGGGUCCAUCUCAGGAUGCCUUUCUCCCGAGUCCCAGGUCUAGUGAAAGCCAGAUCCUCCCCUCUUUAGCAGGUUUGAACCUGCUCUCUGACUGACCUUUGUGUCCAUGUUCCCUCACCCCUAAUUCUAUUUGACCCAGGUGAAAAAUGUAGUUUAGCUCCACAGAAAAGUCUGGAGGUGAAGAAUAUUUUCGAGAGAUUUGUUUGAAAACAUAAUCAUUUUUAGAUUUAUCUAAUACUCUGAACCUCCGUGGGCAAAAAAGAAUUCUCCAAGUUUAUCCAGCCUUUUAAAAAUCAUCCUAGUAUCAAAAGAGGGAACAAAACCCAAUGAAAUACUGUUACCUCUCGGCAUCCAAUGCCAGACUUUUACCCUUUGGUACUCUUCACUCUCACCUCAUGAGGGUAGCACUUAAAUCCACUUCUAAACCAGAUGGAUAAUGGGACAGAGGGAAAGUGGGGCUGCUUACGUUCUGGUGGUACUCAGAGCCCUACUGUUUUGUGAUCCUGUUGCCUCAAGAGGCUCUCCAGCCUGAGUGGGCAAUAGCUUUUACCCUCCUGUCAAAUGACGCAGAUUGCGUUUCAUUAUCUAUUAAAGAAACAGAGAAGGAAAACUUUUUGGUUCAAACUGAUAAAAUAUGUAGCUCGAAUAUUGAGAGAGCUCAAAGCUAUCUAGAGAAUCAAGUUAUCCUUCCUUUGACCUCCCCUUUGAAAUCCCAGGUUUCAAUAUGUAUUUUGUGGUCCUUAUGUCAAUAUACCAAAGGAUGCUCCCUCCUUAGACUGAGCUGAGUAGAAGAUCUUGUCUGUCCUACACAGUGUUUGGUGGAGUACUUACCUGGAUGUAUCUCUGCCUCAAUCUUGAAAGACUUUUUGGUGCUGCCUUUCUUCUUUCCACCAUGUUUUCCCCCUUCACUUUUAAUGGACAUUUUUUAAAUAAAGAGGUAUUAAAUAA
Antechinus flavipes (yellow-footed antechinus) is the source of this 5238-nucleotide messenger RNA. RefSeq names its product laminin subunit gamma 2 (gene LAMC2). Gene Ontology annotation, molecular function: extracellular matrix structural constituent. The record is from RefSeq and is a predicted model, not a curated record. NCBI's taxonomy places the organism in Eukaryota, Metazoa, Chordata, Mammalia, Dasyuromorphia, Dasyuridae. The coding region runs from base 310 to 3879 and encodes 1189 amino acids. The transcript has 23 exons.